CGUGUCAAAACAGGAUGGCGUUGCCAAAUCCUGUAAAGCAGACACAAGAAGGAGGAAAUCACCAGACAGCAAAAGCAUUCUUCUACAAAGUUUAAAUGAAAAAUCUGAUCGACAAAAGGAGAUGCGCAACUUCCUGUCCCUCCCGAUUCACGAAAAGACGACCUAUAGCACCCGAAUGAUGGCAGAGCAGAGGAAAGCGCUUUUGAAGCAGCUAAAGGAGGAAGAAAGUGUGAAUAUGCUAAAGAAAGCCAGGAGUAAGCCAACCCUCCCGAUGCAAACACCUGCAAGGCAUGAGCUGAAGUUGGCCUUGUUGAAACAAACACACAUUGUGAGAGAAUGUAAACAUGACUUCAUCGCCAUGGAGCGUCAGAAGGCCGUGUUAGAGGCCAUCAUCUCUAACAAUCAGUCCUCCCUUCACCGCUUUCAGAUAUCGCUGAUGACAAAGAGGUCAGAGAUAUGUAAAAUGGAAAAGGCCAUCGCAAAAGAGCAGAGGCAGCUAAGGGAGCUGGAGAAGCUCAUUGAGAAGGACAAUCAAAGCUUUGAACAGUUCCUGAGAGACAAUGAGAAGAAGUCUAUGGAGGCCCGAACAUUCUUUGAAAAAGAAGCCAAGUCCAAGGAGGAGAAAAACACUGAGAUUAAGAAGUUGACUUCUGAAAUAUCAAAGUUAAGAAGUGAACUUUCCAACUAUGAAGAAACUCUACAAGAGUACAAGAGAUACAAGGAACUUCUUUUGAAGUUGUCUCCACCAGACUGGCAGGAGGCCCAGAGGGCGAAGGUUAUGAAGAAAAUACAACUGAUGGGCAACACUGAGGAUGAGCUGAACAAGGAACCAAUGGACUCAAUGACAGUCAAGCAAAGUGUGGAAAAUAACAGAGGCAGUGCCAGGCUGUCACCUGCAGAGAGCACCAGUGUCUCAAUGCGGCUUGACCCGGAUGCUGACGGUUCAGAAAACGGGGAAGAUCCAGAGUUGUACUUCACUGACCCAAAACAGCUUAUUGAGCUGAUGACGGAGCUAACAGAGCAGAAUCUGUCUUUGAUCAAGAACUCUACAAGAGCUGAGGAAACACUAGAAGAGCUUAAACAGUCGAUGGAGGCCAUCAGGAAGACGACUGAAAAGGAUGAGGCACUCCUAACGCAGCAAAUGAAUGAGAUGAAUAAGAAGAUCGAGGAGGAGAAAGCGAGAGCCGCAAAGCUUAAACAGAAGGUUCAGCUGCAUGUUCUGUUGAACACAGAGGAUGAGCAGGAUGACAUGCUGAGUGCGCUCAGCGAGAAGGUGGCAGAGGUGUAUAGGUGCUGUGUGGACAACAGGGGGAGCAGCCACAGCACCUUGGAGAGACUGGCCAGCAUUGAGAAGCAGAUGUCUUCACUGCUACAUUGCCUGGAUGACAUACCAACAGAAAGCUUGGAAAUGAUGCAGAAGAUCAAGGACAGUGAGAGAAGGACCAGGCAACGUGAAGAAAAGCUGAGGAUGCAAAGAGAGAAACAGAUAGAAAGGAUGAAGAGAUACUUAGAGCGGUCGCUCUCUGAGGCCAAGAAAACUAGUGGACGUAAACUAAUGCCUAGAUGCCUCCCGACUGCCCAGAAGGUGAAAGUUAAAAAAGUGGAAAGCGCUUCUGCUGACGACGACUUCAAUAACUACUUCUCCACAUCAUUGGACAUACUAUAGGGAAAAAAAGGAAUGUGAAAUAGUAUAAUAAUUAUAUUUCUCUCCAAAUGUUUUGCUUCUAUCCACACAUACAAACAAAUUCUUACAAGCUUUCUUAAAUUCACUUUCAAAUUUGUUUUUGUUUUUAUUUUCUGUCGUUUAAAAUGUUGAAAACUAUUAUUUAAUAAGUUGA
This is a messenger RNA of Entelurus aequoreus (snake pipefish), 1838 nucleotides long. Its product is annotated as cilia- and flagella-associated protein 100-like. The record is from RefSeq and is a predicted model, not a curated record. The transcript has 14 exons. Bases 122 to 1666 code for a protein of 514 amino acids. Lineage: Eukaryota; Metazoa; Chordata; Actinopteri; Syngnathiformes; Syngnathidae.